Dermatophagoides farinae (American house dust mite) is the source of this 2152-nucleotide messenger RNA. RefSeq lists its product as uncharacterized. The record is from RefSeq and is a predicted model, not a curated record. Gene Ontology annotation, molecular function: nuclear receptor activity; zinc ion binding; RNA polymerase II cis-regulatory region sequence-specific DNA binding. Gene Ontology annotation, biological process: positive regulation of transcription by RNA polymerase II; negative regulation of transcription by RNA polymerase II; cell differentiation. Lineage: Eukaryota; Metazoa; Arthropoda; Arachnida; Sarcoptiformes; Pyroglyphidae.
AAAGUUUUUUUUUCGAUGAAUAUUUUGUUUCAUCAUCUGCGUCAAUGAUCAUCAUCAACAUUAUACAAGCAAUAUAUCAUUGGCGAUUUAGUCAACAUUGUCCGCUAGUUUUUUUUAAGGUGGUUGUAGCUAAGAGGAAAUUUUGUCAUUUUUUUUACAGAACAAAUAAUUAGUCUUUAGUUUGUUUGUUUGUUUGUUUUUUUUUUGAUAAAACUUUUUGACAAUAAUAAUUAUAUCAUCAUUGAAAAUGCGAAGAAAAUCGGAAAGAAUCAUACGAUUCUGUGUGGUUUGUGGAGACAAAGCAAAAGGAAUGAAUUUUAACGCUUUAACUUGUCAAUCAUGUAAAGCUUUUUUUCGACGAAACGCAUUAUCCAAUAAAGAAUUGAAAUGUUCAUUCGAAAAUCAUUGCCAAAUUGAUAAAGUUACAAGAAAAUUCUGUUCAAGUUGUCGUUUACGAAAAUGUUUCAAUAGUGGAAUGAAAAAAGAAUACAUCUUGACGGAUGAAGAAAAACGUUUGGUACGUGAGAAAAUCAUACAGAAUCGUCAUCGCCGUGAACAACAAUUGAAAGGAAUUACCGAUAAUAAUAAUAGUAAUUAUCAUCAUCAUUCACUUGGAUCAUCCACCAUACCAAUCCUAUCGCCAUUCAAUAAUGAUGAUGAUAAUACUAAUAAUGUAAUGAAUGCUACUGUAACAUCAUCAAUAUUGAAACCUUAUCCAUACAAUACAUUAGAUCGGGAACCGGCCAAUCCAUUUUAUACAUCGGCUGCAAAACGAUUUUCUCCCGUCAAUAGUGAACAUACCAGUGAUGUCUAUAUGAUGAGUCCUUGUAGUUCAACAUCAAUUUUUUCUGAACAAGAACCAUCAAUGUAUAUCAAUCAUCACCAUGAUACAAUCCAUGGAAAUAUCCAUUUUGAUUCUCGUGAUUUAGAUGAAAGUAUGAAAAAUUUACAAUCAUUAAACAUACAGCAAACACCAUAUAAAACCGGUCCAGGAAAUGUUAUAAAUCUUGAUGUUAACUAUCAACAACAAUCAACGAUGAAUUUUGGUGCUGAAAAAAUAGAUGAUACAAGAAGGACGGAAAAUCGUUCUAUCGAACCGAAACGUCCAGAAAUGAAUGAAGAGAAUUGUGAUGAUUAUCUACGAUAUUAUCUACAAAAACCGAAUAAUUCAGAUGAUGAAUUCAUGAUAGAAGCUAUGAAUGAAUUUCAUGAGAGAAUCGCUAUGAACAUUUUUUUCACGUGCGAUUUCAAAAUGAUAUUUUCGGCAAAUGAUAGGCUACUUUUGAAAGAAUUAUGUACCGCAUGUACAUGGUUACAUAAUCCUUAUAAACGAAUGUUGAUCAUACGCAAUCAACAUUAUCUAGAUGAUUCACCACAUGAUUGUACAUUGGUCGAUUCAUAUUUGUAUCGAAUAAUUAGGAUGUCAAAACGAUUGACAUCAUUCACAUCAUUACAUCUGGAUGAUCAAGUUCAACUGUUGACAUUCGGUAUGAUCGAAAUAAUUGCUCUCUAUUCGAUGCUAUGUUUUGAUCCGGAAUUUCAGGGAUGGUCAUUUAUUGAUGAUCAUCAUAAAAUGACAAUCAAAGUGAAUAUAGAUUGUAUAACACCUUGUUGUAUUAAAUAUGAUUAUAAAACAAGUGUUAAAAAUUUUUAUAACAUAUUCAGUCAUGAAUGGAAAACUGAUUAUACCAUAUUCCAUCUGCUCACGGCAAUCAUUUUGUUUACCGAAAGACCGGGCUUACGAGAUUCGGCCAAGAUACGGGAAAGAAAAAGUCUAUAUACUCAAUUAUUGAAAAAUUAUCUAAAUUUAAAAUAUACGGAAAAUACUGAUGCAAAAUGGGCUUUUGAUCGUAUGUUUUUGACGGUAAAAGCAAUGCAAUUGGUACAAACCGAUUUAACAUUACAUUUGGUUGCCAGUACAGCUGGCAAAAAAUUUAGUCCACUAUUGGGUCAAUUGAUGGCCCAACAUUUAACCCAACAACAAUGGCAAGAAGAUGAUAAAAAACCUGAUUGCAAUAUCAAUCGUCUAUCAAAUCGAUCACGAAUCAUAUCGCUCAACAAAUCAGCAACUACAACACAUUCAGAUUCAAAUCAAAAAACAUUUCGAACGGUGGAACAUGAUAAUUUUUGUUUCUCAUAAAAUUCAAUUUAU